AUGUACGAGUCCAUCACAUCACUACCUCCAGCCAAACGCUACAUCAUCACGCACAACGAGCAGGGCAAAAGCACUAUCCACUCAAGCCCAGCGCUACAAUUCUACGGCUACCCAGGUGUCGGUGGAACAGCUCGAUCAUAUGCCACGUCUUCCACCCCAGCCACUCUUGAGGGCGACAAGGAUAUCGAGGCAUACACAUCCAAAGAAGGAGACGUCAGUUACACCGGCCGCUCUAUCGUAUCCAAUGGAUCGGGUUCCCACCUCAUUGUCUGCGAACUCGGCCCCGGACAAGCCAGUCAGAUGCACCAAACUGUAUCCAUCGACUACGUAGUCUGCACGCAUGGAAAGGUAAAAUUGGAGACUGCCACAGGAGAGAUGGUGAAUUUGAACCCCGGGGAUCAUAUUAUCCAGCGCGGUACUAUGCAUAAAUGGCACAACACGUCUGAGACUGAGCCUUGUAGGUUCAUUGCUUUUGUACAGCCUGCAGAGCCGUUUCAGAUUCCGGGUACAGGAAAGAUGCUCGCAGAAGAGCAUGUCAGUGGUAGUGAAGCCAAGGACUUUGAUCUUAGUAAGCUGUAG
This is a messenger RNA of Alternaria alternata, 579 nucleotides long. RefSeq lists its product as hypothetical. Bases 1 to 579 code for a protein of 192 amino acids. Lineage: Eukaryota; Fungi; Ascomycota; Dothideomycetes; Pleosporales; Pleosporaceae. The record is from RefSeq and is a predicted model, not a curated record. The transcript is spliced from 3 exons.